AUGGAGAGAGUUCAGUGCAAGAGCCGAAGGAUUAUAGAGGAGAGGAUCACGCUAUCUCGCCGAGAGUACGGAGCCAAGUCUAGCAGUCGGCCAACCGAAAAGCACCCAAUCACAGUCACUAUCACCAACAAUUCUGCUUCGCCAUGGGCGACAUCGAUUGAACAGAUCGCCGAGCUCUACAAAUCCGAGUAUACAGGCGCCGUAACGACACGAACCUCUCUCCUCGAAGGCUUCGCCGAGGACCCUUCCGUUCACCAAUACAUCUACCACAACGGUGCCUCCGCCGCCACAAACACCGCCAUCAACACCGAUCCAAAAGACCCCUCCACCAGCGGAGCCUCAACCCUCAACACCCUAGGCUACUCCCCCUUCACCCUAUCCGAAUACCUCGGCCACAUCAACGAAAUCGUCGGCCAACGCCACCUAGGAACCUCCAUCACCACGACCAAGAAACCCUUCAUCCUCUCCGUGACCGGCACCGCCGACGAAAUCGCCAUGGCCUACGCCCUAAUAGCCAACGCCGCCGAAAUGGACGAAGACCUACGCCUCUGCAUGGAAGUGAACCUCUCAUGCCCCAACAUCCACGGCCUGCCCCCGCCGGCCUACGACCCGACCCAACUCGCCGAAUACCUCGAAGCCAUCUCCGACUCCAAGGCCACCUACCGCGGCCGCAUGACCACCCCGGACUCGGUGCCCCGCGUCGGCAUCAAACUGCCGCCCUAUACCUACACGACACAGUUCGAGACGGUCGUCGCGAAAUUGCUUGCCGCCAAAUCGAGCGAGCCCGGCGAGGGCAGUACGAUUGAUUUCGUCACUUGUACCAAUACGCUUGGCAGCAGUUUGAUUUUGAACGACGACCUGAAGCCGGCCGUCAACAGCGAGGCGGGAACUGGUAUCGGUGGUUUGGCCGGCGCGGCGCUGCAUCCACUCGCUCUGGGAAAUGUGGCCACGAUACGUAGGUUAUUGGAUCAACAUGAAGACACAAAGAACAUCUUGGUCAUUGGCGUCGGAGGGGUAGAGGAUCAUGCAGGUGUACAGCGGAUGCAGUCAGUAGGUGCUGGAGCUGUUGGAUGUGCCAGCGCACUCGGAAGAUUUGGUGUCAACGUCUUCAAGAUAAUGUCGGGCGCUUAA
Cyphellophora europaea CBS 101466 is the source of this 1131-nucleotide messenger RNA. RefSeq lists its product as uncharacterized. The record is from RefSeq and is a predicted model, not a curated record. Gene Ontology annotation, cellular component: cytoplasm. Gene Ontology annotation, molecular function: dihydroorotate dehydrogenase activity. The transcript is spliced from 5 exons. NCBI's taxonomy places the organism in Eukaryota, Fungi, Ascomycota, Eurotiomycetes, Chaetothyriales, Cyphellophoraceae. Gene Ontology annotation, biological process: 'de novo' pyrimidine nucleobase biosynthetic process. The coding region runs from base 1 to 1131 and encodes 376 amino acids.